AUGCUGAAUAGCAGACAGGCUAGAUGGGUGGAGAACCUUGCAGCAUAUGAUUUUACAUUGGAGCAUAGGCUGGGAGCUUGCAAUCCAGCAGAUGCUCCAUCACAGCAACCUGAUUAUAAGCUGACAGAUAUGCAAGAACAUCAGAUGGACAUGUUACCUAUCUUACAGUGCAAACUGGCACUAGAAAUUGUCAAGUCAGAGAAUCCCUACAAGAAACCUGCUGAUUUGUGGCAAGAGGCCAGACCAGGGGCAGGAACAAGCUGUCUGGAAAGCUUGAUUCCUAGAAUCAUAGUCAUUGAGGCACAAGAAGAUGAGAAUGUUUAUGGCUCAGUCUCAGGAAGCAUGGGUGGUCUGCUCUGUAAGCUCCAGAAUGGGGAUGCCUGGUCUGCUGAGCUGUGUGUGGUUUUGAAUUCCUCUACUGAGUCAGCAUUCUAUUGGCAAGCAGGCUGA
This is a messenger RNA of Uncinocarpus reesii 1704, 450 nucleotides long. RefSeq lists its product as uncharacterized. The transcript has a single exon. Lineage: Eukaryota; Fungi; Ascomycota; Eurotiomycetes; Onygenales; Onygenaceae. The record is from RefSeq and is a predicted model, not a curated record. Bases 1 to 450 code for a protein of 149 amino acids.